This is a messenger RNA of Exophiala bonariae, 1581 nucleotides long. RefSeq lists its product as uncharacterized. Gene Ontology annotation, molecular function: oxidoreductase activity. The record is from RefSeq and is a predicted model, not a curated record. The transcript has a single exon. The coding region runs from base 1 to 1581 and encodes 526 amino acids. Lineage: Eukaryota; Fungi; Ascomycota; Eurotiomycetes; Chaetothyriales; Herpotrichiellaceae.
AUGACACAACGAGUUCGACGAGACAUCAACGACCUGGUGGCAGACUAUGCCAAUGGUAACACCAAGCCAAUGGAUGAUCUCAUCACCGCAUGGGCCGGCAUUCAAGCCCUUGAUCCAGGCGACGACAAUUCUUUCUUCAAGAUAGCAGGGUACCAUGGCAUGCCAUUCAGAGGCGCCGGAUGGGGGAACUUGCAAUGGUGGGGAGGCUAUUGCCACCAUGGUAAUGUCUUAUUCCCAACCUGGCACAGAGCCUAUCUUUUUCGACUCGAGGAGGCACUUCGCACGAUCGUCCCGACAGUGACUCUACCUUUCUGGAAUGAGGCCAACAACGUUACGGCUACUGAUGGCAUUCCUGACAUUUUCUUGCAAAGGUCUUACAAGUUGAAUGGUGAAGAAAUACCGAAUCCACUAUAUUCGUACACCUUGCAGAAGGAUCUCAUUGACAAUUUGGCCGUUGAUGGGGCCAUCAAUCCCUACAACUAUUCCAAGAAAGCCACGUACACAACAGUCAGGUACCCUCAGGCUGGGCUAGUAGGCACGGCCAAGGACCAAGCUACAAGCGAGGCCCAAAACAAAUUGUACUCUGACCCCGUACAGAACGCUAAGUUGUUGAACGAAAACGUGAAGACCUGGUUGUUGCAAGAAACCUAUGUGGGUAGUGACGGCUCGAAGACUGAUGCCGGAACACGUAAGAAGUAUGCUAAUUGCCUGAAUGCUCCGAAUUACACAGUAUUUUCCAACACUACUUCAGCACAGGCAUGGAACCAGGAGAAAUCAUCACAAGACCCGACUAUCGUGCCUCUGGAGUCGCCGCACAACGAUAUGCAUCUUGCUGUCGGUGGGUUUGAGGUCCCAAAUUUCGAUGCCAGUCAUAUCCACGGCGCUCAGGGUGACAUGGGCGAGAAUGAGACCGCAGCUUUCGACCCUAUUUUUUUCUUCCACCAUUGUUGGGUGGACAACACCUUUUGGCAGUGGCAAGUGAAGCAUAAUAAAGAGCAGAAUACUAUGCAUGCACUGUCCCUUAUAGAAAAUUACCCGGGAACCAACUCGGUUGACAGCCAAGGACCAACCCCUGGUGUGGCGGGCGGAACCUGGCUCACUCUGGACAGCCCUCUCUACCCCUUCAAAAGCCCCUUCGAUUCCACCGCGUGGGCUACUUCGACCGAGAUGACCAACAUUAUCAAACUGGGCUACAGCUAUGAGAACGUCCCUGUGGGCUCCCCAUUGUUGGGUACGAUGCCAGUCAAACCCGCCCAGGUCGUCGCUCAUCUCUCCGGUGUUAACAAAGCCGAUGUUCGGGGCUCAUUCAUGGUCGGUGUGUUCGGUACCAUUGCUGGUAAAGAGCAGUUGCUUGGCAUGGAGAGUAUCCUGAGUCGUUGGCAUAUUGAUGGCUGUGGAGCAUGCCAGGUUCAUUCUAACGUGAAGGUACACCUCCCGCUGCAUGGAAUUACACAUGAUGAUGUGGACAAAGCAGACUCGAACUUCUACGCCAGAGUCAUCACCAGAGGCGGAUUGGAUAGUCAGGCCAAAAAUGGAGACGAGCUCAAGCCGCUCUUAUCGAUCAUCAAGAAGCAAGUCUGA